Molecule: messenger RNA, 2028 nt
Organism: Onychostoma macrolepis
Lineage: Eukaryota; Metazoa; Chordata; Actinopteri; Cypriniformes; Cyprinidae
Exons: 3
Coding region: 1218-1715 (165 amino acids)
Source: RefSeq, a predicted model, not a curated record
CAUUUGGCAUCCUUGUGUGUAUAAUUAGCAGAGUGUACACGUGUUGUGGACCCGCCUAUAGGCCCAUAUUCCUAAUGCGUUCUUUAAAUAACAAAAAAAAAGAAGUGCGUCACUGACUUUAGACCAGGUUUUAGUUGGUCAAUGGUGCAGUCUAUUUCAGUUGCCUCAAAAUAGCAACGUGCCAACAAUGUGCCUGAGCACACUUUGUUUUCAGACCAGCACACCCAUGGGCGCACAAAUGGGCUCAAAUGCAUUUGCUAUUUAAACAACGUGGUGCAGGACGUGAAAAUGAUAACUGUGUUGGGCUGAAACUAGCAAAAGACACUUCCGUCGCGCCUGGCACCAUGUGUCAUCACUGAUUGUCCACAGGUGUUACUCAUUAGCCUCAUUAGUUCAGUCUAUAAAAGCCUUGUUCACUCUGACAUUUGUUGUGAGGUUUGUAAGUGUUACACUGCAUCUCUGAGCAAUCAUCAUGAUUGGUUUUGGGGCUCUUUGCCUGUUUCUUGGAUUAGCCCUGUUGCUUGUGUUUCCUGCCUUAUUGUUUUUUCAUGAUUGAUUCAUUCUCCAGUGGUUGUGGAGCUUGGCUUACCAAGGUCACCACCAUGUACAGUUAUAAUGCUAGCCACUCCUGUGCUUUCAGUAACUUCCUGUCCUGUGGUUCCUGCACCUGAAAGAGUCUCUUCCCAACAUAGCUGCCAGUCUAGAACUUCUUCACAAGAUGGCCACCAGCCCAGAGACUCUCCACAAGAUGGCUGCCAGCCCAGAGCCUCUCCACAAGAUGGCCACCAUGCCACUGUUUCCUGCCAUCAUGGAUGUAAUGCUACAGACUUCAGCUGUCAUGGACUCCACGCCUAGGGUUGCUAACCGUCCCGUAUAUUGGGCUUAAUUUAUGUGUCCCAUACAUGACCUCCCUUGUCCUGUUUCUUGACUGUUAACCACUGACUGAUACAACAGCAAGCAGUGCUGAAUGCUGAUCUCGUGAGAAAGAUAACUGACACCAAUCACAGCCACCCUCAUGCAGUACACGUUAAGUAAAUCAGAAAUCGUGAACACAACUGUUCGAGGAAGGCUGCAGAAUCCUCUGCCGGCUCAUCGCUCGUGCAAACGCCAAUUCCGUCUUUGUUUUGACUACAGCUAAUCAGUUUUGGCAACUACAAACAGCGUGAUUAUUUUUCAUGAGUCCAACAUCCAGCUGUGCAUGAAAACAUGCAAUCUACAUGAGACACGAUCAUUUCUUAAACAUCAACAUUGGUUGGCCAGGAAGUGUCCACGACUCCAGGGUUCUUCGGAAUUCUGUCAUAUAUGAGAAGGCAGAAAGAGGAGUCCUCUUUCCAAACACCACUGAGGAGAUCGAAGGCACCCAAGUGCUCAUCAUGCUGUUGGGGGAUCCAGCUUACCCGCUUCGGCCCUGGCUAAUGAAGGGUUACCCGGAGACUGGCAAUCUGACCGAGGACCAGCGUCAUUUCAACAAGACAUUAAGCGUAGCAAGAAUGACAAUAGAAUGUGCUUUCGGUAGACUAAAAGGUCGCUGGAGGUGCCUGGCAAAACGUCUCGAUGUGGACAUAUCACCAGUUCCCACAAUUAUCUCGGCAUGCUGCACUCUUCAUAAUAUAUGUGAAAAACACAAUGAGGCCUACAGUGAAGGUCUGAAUGCAGCUGGAUCUCCUCAUCAAGGGCAGCUGACCCAUUGUGUGCUGCAGACACCCAGCCGCUAAGAAUCAGGGAGGCACUGACCAAACAUUUUGCUCACCAAGAACGUCUUUAAAAUUUAAUAAAAGAGGUCAACAUUCCUAAUGCUGAACAUGUUUAUUUCAACUGUAUUCAAACUGUAUUCAAAUUGACAUUUUUCCAGUGUUCCCAGUAAUGUAAAAAAAAAAUAAUAAUAAUAAUAAUAAAAAAAAAAAAAAGAUUCUAUUAAGAACAGAAAUAACCUUCCUGCGUUUAAAAAAAAGAAGGCUUUUUGUACUUUAAAGUUCCUGGGUGAUUACACAUGUAAACAAAAAUAAAGACAUUUCUAUAACCCUCUAC